AUGCGAAAAGCAUUCACUGUGUGCUUCCCCAGUGAACAAGAGGAUGACGAUGAUGGAGAUCAUCUGGAUGACCCUGAGCUCUGGUGUGAUUUAACCGUGGAAGAUCAGCAAACGGUAGAUGUUGCUAUGGCAAAGAAAAAGCGCUUGCAGUGUUUUGCACACACUCUUCAGCUGGUGGUGGGAGAUGGUUUGAAAGAAACAAAAGUGGUAUCUCCUUCUCUUUCGAAGUUAUCUAAACUCAGCUCACUGCUGCACACAAGCACAACAUUCAAAGAUGUGUUUGAUGCUGAAUUUGGGGAACAGAAAGGCAUCCCUGCUGCAGUCAACACAAGAUGGAACUCAACACUGAGGCAAGCGAAGGCUCUUCUCCAGUGCAAUCAUGUAAGGCUCUGUGCUGUUCUAGAAAAGGCUGGGCACAGGGAGUUGUCAUUCACAGCACGGGAGUGGAAUCUGUUGAAAGAUUUGGUGGACAUCUUGAAGCCAUUUGGAGAAGCAACUGAUUUGACACAGGGGGAGAAGGUUAUCACAAUCAGUGCUGUUGUUCCAUCCAUCUUGUCCCUCAACCACCACCUUGAGAAACUGAAGCCUCAGGUCUGUUUUCUGAGCGGCCUGGUCAGAAGUCUCCAGACAUCCCUGAACAAAAGAUUUCUUGGAAUCUUCAUCAAUGUGAAAAUGGCCAGGACACAAGAUGGGAUCACUGCUCCCUUUUCAGAUCCAGUCUACCUCAAAGCAGCUGUCUUGGAUCCAGCCUUUUCUCUGUUGUGGGUGGAGCCCCAUGUGCUGGUCAGUCGUGAUGUCAAGGCAGAGGUGGCACAACAGGUUAAAGAAUUGAUCCUGCAAGAUGCUGCAGAGACUGAGCAACCUGCGCCUCUUGUUGAUGAAAAAGAGCAAGGGGACCUUGGAGAAGGAGAAGGGCUGUUUGCUGCUUACCACAAGAGACAGAAGAAGGAUGUUGGGACUACUCCAGCACUACAGCUAAGUCACUACCUUGACAUAGCUGAAGGACAGAAUGCCCUUUUGUUCUGGGCAUUGAACAUGAAGACUCUUCCUUCACUGUUCCGAGUGGCCAUGAGAGUCUUGGCAGUGCCUGCCUCCAGUGCUCCAGUGGAGCGAGUUUUCAGCCAUGGUGGCAUCAUACUACGCCCCCAUCGUGCACAAAUGACUGACAGACUCUUGGCCAAUUUGGUCUUUUGCAAAUGCAAUGCAGCAUAUGGCCCUGACAUAUAAAAAGUACAACCUUUUUGUUAUGUUAUAUGUCAUGUUUUUUCAAUGUUAACACUUUUGUACAAAUAAGUACAGUUGCACUUUAUUUUUCAAAUGUGUUUAUUCUGUAAAGGAAUGAGUCAAAUGUUUAAAAUGACUGGUUAAUAGUGCUAUUAUAAAGUGCAAUGUCAGCACAAUUUUCUUUCCUGCAAUUUAAAAUGCACUUGUUUUAAUAAAUAAAUACAGCGUUUGAAAAGCAUACACAAUCUGUGUUAAUAUAUUAGUCUGUGGUUAAAAGGACUUGAAAGGACUCGAAACUCAAAAUGCAGGACUUGGGACUUGACUUGAGACUUUCCAGUCUUGACUUUGGACUUGACUCGGGACUUGCCUGUCUUGACUCGAGACUUGACUCGGACUUGAGGGCAAAGACUUGAGACUUAC
This is a messenger RNA of Entelurus aequoreus (snake pipefish), 1644 nucleotides long. Its product is annotated as zinc finger BED domain-containing protein 4-like. The coding region runs from base 1 to 1227 and encodes 408 amino acids. Gene Ontology annotation, molecular function: protein dimerization activity. The transcript has 2 exons. The record is from RefSeq and is a predicted model, not a curated record. Lineage: Eukaryota; Metazoa; Chordata; Actinopteri; Syngnathiformes; Syngnathidae.